This is a messenger RNA of Castor canadensis (American beaver), 903 nucleotides long. NCBI's taxonomy places the organism in Eukaryota, Metazoa, Chordata, Mammalia, Rodentia, Castoridae. The record is from RefSeq and is a predicted model, not a curated record.
AUGGCAAGAAGGAUGCUAUGCUUCCACACAGCCCUAAGACCUCGGAGGCCACAGCCAAGACCACCUCUGCUCGGGUCCGAAGAGCCACAACCUCAAGGACAGAGAGGAUUUGGCCUGGAGGGGUCAUCCCCUAUGUCAUUGGAGGGAACUUCACUGGCAGUCAGAGGGCCAUUUUUAAGCAGGCCAUGCGACAUUGGGAGAAGCACACCUGUGUGACCUUCAUAGAGAGGACGGAUGAGGAGAGUUUCAUUGUGUUCAGUUAUAGGAACUGUGGCUGUUGCUCCUACGUUGGGCGCCGAGGAGGGGGUCCACAGGCCAUAUCCAUUGGAAAAAACUGUGACAAGUUUGGCAUCGUCGCUCACGAGCUGGGCCAUGUGGUUGGGUUCUGGCAUGAACAUACCCGGCCAGACAGAGACCAACAUGUCACCAUCAUCAGAGAAAACAUCCAGCCAGGUCAGGAGUAUAACUUCUUAAAAAUGGAAGCCGGGGAAGUGAGCUCUCUGGGAGAGACAUACGACUUUGACAGCAUCAUGCACUACGCCCGGAACACCUUCUCCAGGGGAGUUUUCUUAGACACCAUCCUUCCCCGCAGAGACGACAAUGGCAUCAGGCCAACCAUUGGCCAGCGGGUGCGGCUCAGUCAGGGAGACAUAGCUCAAGCGAGGAAGCUGUACAAAUGCCCAGCAUGUGGGGAGACCCUGCAGGACACAACAGGGAACUUUUCUGCACCUGGUUUCCCAAAUGGCUACCCUUCUUACUCCCACUGCGUCUGGAGGAUCUCAGUCACUCCAGGGGAAAAGAUCAUCUUAAACUUCACAACCAUGGAUUUGUUUAAGAGCCGCCUAUGCUGGUACGAUUACGUGGAGAUCCGGGAUGGUUACUGGCGAAAAGCCCCCCUUUUGG